Messenger RNA from Recurvomyces mirabilis, 837 nucleotides. It is a transcript of the gene PUP1, whose product is annotated as proteasome core particle subunit beta 2. Gene Ontology annotation, cellular component: proteasome core complex. Bases 1 to 837 code for a protein of 278 amino acids. Gene Ontology annotation, molecular function: threonine-type endopeptidase activity. The record is from RefSeq and is a predicted model, not a curated record. The transcript has 2 exons. NCBI's taxonomy places the organism in Eukaryota, Fungi, Ascomycota, Dothideomycetes, Mycosphaerellales, Teratosphaeriaceae.
AUGCCGGGCUUCGACUUCAGCAACCACAACAGGAACCUGGCCCUGCAUGCGAAAGGUGUCCCACUCCCCAAAGCCACAUCGACGGGAACGACCAUCGUCGGCUGUCUAUACGAUGGCGGUGUAGUCAUCGCCGCCGACACCCGAGCCACAUCCGGUCCUAUUGUAGCAGACAAGAACUGCGAAAAACUGCACUACAUCUCCCCCCAGAUCUGGUGCGCCGGCGCCGGAACAGCCGCCGACACGGAAUUCACCACCGCCCUCAUCUCCUCCAACCUCGAACUCCACGCCCUGUCCACCGGCCGCAAACCCCGCGUCGUCACCGUCAUGACCAUGCUGAAACAGCAUCUCUUCCGCUACCAGGGACACAUCGGCGCUUAUCUCGUCGUCGCCGGCUGUGAUCCGACGGGUGCACAUCUCUUCACCGUCCACGCACACGGCAGCACAGACAAACUCCCCUACGUCACUAUGGGUUCUGGUUCCCUGGCCGCUAUGAGUGUAUUUGAGACCCAAUGGAAGCGCGACAUGACCCGCGAAGCCGCCGUGGCCCUCUGCGCCGACGCCAUCCAGGCCGGUAUCUUCAACGACCUGGGCUCAGGCAGUAAUGUGGACGUGUGUGUGAUUACGCCCGAGAAGACGCAGUUGAUGAGGAAUUUCAUCACGCCGAAUGUGAGGGAGAAGAAGAAGAGGGAUUACAAGUUCCAGCGGGGCACGACGGCUUGGUUGGAUGAGAGGGUGGUGAAGAGGGAGGAGAUACGGAAGUAUGUUUCUGUUGAGGAGGUGCCGGUGGAGGGUUCGGGCGCGCCGGUGGUGGGGGAGAGGAUGGAGGUUGAUCAGUAG